Aspergillus alliaceus is the source of this 1708-nucleotide messenger RNA. RefSeq lists its product as uncharacterized. The transcript has 2 exons. The record is from RefSeq and is a predicted model, not a curated record. Bases 132 to 1667 code for a protein of 511 amino acids. Lineage: Eukaryota; Fungi; Ascomycota; Eurotiomycetes; Eurotiales; Aspergillaceae.
GCAAUAUAGAGCUUAAUCAGCAAGGAUUCAAGGAGAUCCGAGUACCGCAUGUUCCACUUGCACAUCCAUGUUAAAUUCUACCGGAUGCACAGCACGCUCGGGAUAUUUCUAUUGAAGUAGACUGCGACGCCAUGUCGCCCCCAUGGAACCCAAGCACAUCAUGGCCGGAGGAAGACAAUCCACCGAGUUACUCAGCGGCGACUCAAUCAAGCGAGACACUGUCUGGAUUGCUCGCGCCGCCUCCAAUAUAUAAUGCAAUCGGACAGAGCCGAUAUCAUGGUUCCACGUCUUCGCUGGCCCUGAGCCACUCCGAUAGCGGUACGGGCGAAGGGAAACGCAGACUCCUCUUGAUAUACAUCCACGGAUUCAUUGGCUCCGAAGAGAGCUUUCACCAAUUUCCUAAGCACGUACACGACCUGUUGACCAUCUCGCUAAGUAAAUCUCACGUGGUCUAUACAAAGAUCUAUCCUCGCUAUAAGACGCGAGGGCCGGUGCACAUCGCCCGAGACAAUUUCAGCCGAUGGCUGUCACCUCACGAGUCCGCAGACCUGGAUGUCAUUCUCUUAGGUCACAGCCUAGGAGGCAUUGUCGCGGCAGAGGUUGCGUUGAUGCCAUCUCAACCGGGACAUGUCUACGUAGGGUUGAACCAUCGAAUAUUGGGUCUGGUCAACUUCGAUGUUCCUUUCUUCGGCCUCCAUCCUCGCGUCGUGGCCACUGGAAUUGGCAGACUGUUUCGCCACAAGCCGGACGAGACCAGCGACGCGAACGAAUCUGCCGUAUCUCUGGACGGCGUCGUUAGUGGUCCCGCUACGACGUUCAAUCCUUCUUUUCAAAACGACGUAAAGCUAACGCAAUGGACCGGUUGGGAUGGUGCAUGGCAUUUUGCGUCAAAGUACUCUCAUCAUUUAUCGAGGUCCAUCUUGCAGUAUGCGUAUUCAUACUAUGAUCAUGCCGGGUGCAUGAAUAACUAUCCCGAGCUGUUCAAAAGACACAAGCGAUUAUUGAAGUUGGAGGCAAUUGAUGAGUUAACCCAGGGACAACGGCCCGGUCAUGCUCGAGUUAGAUUCGUGAACUAUUUCACCAAGAGUACGGGCACAGCAGUACCCGGUCGACUAGAUAAGUCGCCAGAUAAACACAUAACCGAGACAGAGAGCAAGGAUGAGCCUGCUCGGCCAACUUCUGUAAGCGCAACAGACAUGCUCAGAGUGAGGCUCACACCAGGUCACCAUCGGAGAAAAUCAGCACCACACUCUUCCGUGGGAGUCGCCGACUGCCCCGAAGGGGAGAAGGAAAUUAAGCGUCCAAAAUCCAGCAGCGCCGAGCAUCCAUCAUUACAUUUGGAGUAUGCGGUGACCAAGGUUGAGGAAAGCACUCUGCCGUCGGACCAAGGUCAGCCUUCCGAUAUCGACUGUGACAGAUCAAGUCAGUCUAUGGAAGCUCGCCGACAGUUCUGCUACCUCCCCAAGGAUGUAUACCUCGGCAAAGGACAUCUUUGGAUUCCAGUGCGCAUGGACGGUAUGGACGAGAUCACGGCCCAUCAAUCAAUGUUUCUUCCCCAAGGUGCAUAUUAUGACAAGCUUGUCGGGGAUACGGUAGCCCGUAUUGAAGGCUGGAUACAAGAUGAUCUGACGAAACAAGCCAUUCUACAUGGCGGUUUCUGUAAAUAGGCACACUACAAGGUUAUAGCCUGCUAAUGUCGAAUACCCCU